This is a messenger RNA of Symbiodinium natans, 1020 nucleotides long. The record is from the annotation of a GenBank genome assembly. Lineage: Eukaryota; Dinophyceae; Suessiales; Symbiodiniaceae.
AUGACGGAGCAGCUUGCCUUGGGCUAUGCCUGCUGCUUGAUCGCCAGCGUCGCCUACGCGGUGAACUACUUGCCCGUGAAGAAGUAUGACACGAGCGACGGGGUCUUCUUCACCUUCGCCAUGUCAUUGGGGAUCUUGAUCGUGGGCGUGCUCACGGGUUGUUUCAUGCAGCACGAGCCGUUAGUCUUCGAGCCCCUGGCUGCGGUGGGUGGGGUCAUCUUCACGCUCGCAAACCUGCUGUGUCCGCUUGUGAUCCAGCUGAUUGGCCUGGGCCUAGGUCUGACGAUCUGGGAUCUCAGCAACAUGCUCAUGGGCUGGGUCACGGGGCGCUUUGGCCUCUUCGGGGUGGACAAGGAGAUCUCGCAGAAGCCUCUCUUCAACUACGUCGGCUUGGCCCUGGCCUGCGUCUCAUUGGUCUUCAUGUACCUGGCCGCACGCUUUGACAAGAAGCCGAAGGAGGCCUCCGCAGACGUCGAGGCGCCGGAGGAGGGCAAGGUGGACGAGGAGAAGCAGCCUCUCCCAGAACACUCGGAGACCCAAAGCCACAUGAGAUUGGUGGUGGGCUCAGCUUUGGCUAUGCUCGUCGGCGUCCUCCUUGGCACGAUCUUCGACCUUCCCCAGGAGCUCACGCAGGGGAAGUUCGGUCCCGACCACAGCCCUUUCGCUCUGGACUACGUCUUCAGCCACUUUCUGGGGAUCUUCGUCUCGGCAGCCGUGGCCCUGCUCAUCUACGUCAUCGUACGACGGAGGAGGAGCUUCGUGCCCCUGAAGCUGGUGCUCCCAGCCAUGCUCUCGGGCAUCAUCUGGGCCAUCGGCACGGUGGCGUGGUUCCAGGCCAACGGCGACCUGGGCUUCUCGGUGACCUAUCCCAUCAUCAGCAGUUUGCCCAGCAUCCUGGCUCUCUUAAUCGGCUUCUGCUUCUUUGGCGAGCUCGGGAGCUCCAAGAGUCGCGGGUUCGCACUCACAGGCGUCCUGAUUCGCCUGCCGGGCGUGAUCCUCAUCGCUCUUUCCCGACUCUGA